AGCAUGCCUUAGUAGAGUACAUAUCACACCCUCUUGAAUUUGCUGCGUUAUCAAUGAUAAUAAGCAUUUUUCCCAACGCGGAAAAUUUGGAAACCGCAGGAAUUAUCAAGCUAAUUUACUGAAAAAUACGAGCAGCAUUGCAAUGCUGAUAUCUAAAGCAUUGGUUGCAUAUUACGAUGAUUAUAUCUAUGCAUAUUUUCACCGUAUGUACUGUUUUUUUUACUAGCAAAAUUCGACCUUGUCAAGCAGUCAUUAAGAAUGUGACACUGGUGUCAGUUCACGUGGGCGCCAAUCCGAUCUAUGGUUAUUAUUUGGCUCGACCGAUGUAUGAGGUUGCCGUGCGGCAUAUCCGGCGGAAAUAUCCACUGUCCCUGGGCAAUUUACAGUAUUAUUCCGUUUAUCAAUCUGGUUAUGAUGUUUGCGCCGACGGAGGUGACCAUGUGGCGGAGACGUUUAUCAAGUAUUACUACCAGCAUCCGGAGAUUUUUGAAUCUGAUAGCGUUUAUCCCGUUCUUGCCAGUCCAGAAUGCUCGUCGCAAGCCAUACAGCUCGCUGACCUUGCCCGCGAGUAUGAUUUGCCAUAUUUCACCAGCGUUGCCGGAGACCUUCGCUUGGCAAAUAAAGCCCGAUAUUCCACAAAUGCGGCUACAGCUUCCCUUGCGGGACCUGAUGUCGGCGACGCGGUGGCUGCUCUCCUCAAGCGUUACUCUUGGCGAACGGUUACUCUGAUCUGUGAUACGCUGUCUCGGCAUGUUGGCCUUUCCAAUUUCUUUGUGAUUCAAUGCGGGGAUGCCAGGAGACUGAUGGCGCGGGAAAAGUAUCCCGGAUAUUUUCGAGAAAUUGAUUCCUCCAUAGGUCAAGAUUAUGUUGAACUGUUGCAAAGUUUCAAAGGUCGAAGCCGAGUAUUCCUCUUCCUGACCAUGCCGGUGUACGUCAGACGCUUGAUGAUCACUGCAAACGCACUAAACAUGACCACUGGGGACUAUGUGUUUAUCACUCUUCAGCCAACAGAACGUCCAGGCAUAGUCGCCGUUGAUUGGAAUCAGAAAGAUGAUCAGAAGAAUAAUUCUGUAGCCUUCCAAGCGUACCAAAGCCUAAUUGUACUGAGUGGACAGAACCCGAACUGGACAGAAAUUACACCCUUAACCGAUGAGUUAAUCAGUGAAACAAAAAGCCUGUUCAACAUUACUAUGGUCCCUGGAAACGAGAGGAAUGAGCAAAUCACAUCUGUCUAUGAGUCCACUAUGCUCUUUGCUCAAAUAUUUAACGAAUCAUAUCCAGCAGUUUUUACUAUGCCGAAAUCUGCCUUUAUCAGAACAUACUUCAAUCGGGAAUUCAAUUACGCUGGACGAACCUACGACACUGACGGAAACGGUGGAAUGGUUAACUUUAUUCUCAUCAGCCGGUUAAAUGUUAAUACGACGAACAUGGAAGUAGCCAUGAUUUAUAAUGCCACUUCCAAAAGCUUAGUUGGUGUUGUACCGGAAUUAUGGCACUGGUUGGAUCGCGAUGCUCCGCCCCCGGAUAAACCGCGGUGUGGUUUUCUGGAAAACGAAUGCGACGACAGCGACCCAGACUUCAAAGCCAAAAUCGGCGGGGCAGCAGCAGGUGCAUGUGCACUUCUCAUAAUCCUUUCCAGUUUCGCUUACUGUUGGACGAAACGGCGGCAAGCGUUAUAUGAUCCGUGGUGGAUUUUAGAGGCGGAAAGACUUGACUGGGAUGCCGACGUCUCUAAAUUGCAUGCUAAUAAUACGCAGAAAAUCGUCGAAUUACAGCUGGGGAUUGUGGCAAAGUAUAACGCUAGAAAUGUCUAUGCUUUGAAAGUCUCCAACAAUGAGGCGGCAGAUUUAAUUAAGUAUGUUGCGAAAAGAAAAGAGCUUCUGACAACUCUGUACCAGCUCCGUAGUCUACACCGAAAUAACAUAGCCCGCUUCGGGGGAAUUGUUCAGAACAAAUCAGAUUACUUUCUUAUUUCGGAAUAUGGAUCGAAAGGCACACUUCGACAGCUGAUCGAGAAACAACAUAUGCCGAUUGAUAAGGACUUACGGUUGUCGUUGUUGUGGGACAUUGUAGAAGGCUUGGAAUAUAUCCAUCAGAGCUCCGCCGGACUACACGGAAACCUAAGCAGUCUAUGCUGUAUUCUGGAUUCACGAUAUGGAUUAAAAUUAGCCCAAGCUAAAUACUACAAGAUCCUGGAUCUGCUGCAGGUGGCGGAGAAUUCGGAUUUGGAGGCAGUGAAUUUCAUGUGGAAAUCUCCAGAAUUGUUACUAUAUCGAGGGCUCACAUCAGCCAACGACAGAUUCUACACUGUAACAAAAGCGGGCGACAUGUACUCCUUAGGAAUUAUAUUUUACGAAGUGUACACCAGAUCGCUGCCAUAUAGCGCUACUUUAAAUUCAAUCGAGUCCAUCCAAGAUGCCGUGGCAAAAAUGAUAACAAAGGGCGGACCUUCGAUAUUCGCGGUGUCGGAUAAGGUCAUACCGGAACAACUGCAAAUGCUGCUGCGAUCCUGUCUGGAUUUUCCUGCCAAACGGCCAACGAUCCAAGCGUUCAGUAAAGCCUUCCGCGCAAUGCAGCACAGGCCCUCGGCAUAUCUAAUGCAGGUUGUAAGGAAAUUGGAAAAGCACGCCGAAGAUCUGGAGCAAAUCGUAGUGGAGCGGAGCCGCGAGCUGGAAUCGGAAAUGCAUAAGGCCGAUUCGUUACUUCGGGAAAUGCUCCCCGCAUCGAUUGUAAGGCGCCUUCGGAACAAGGAAGCAAUUGCUCCAGAAAUGUUCGAAAGUGCCACCAUAAUGUUCAGUGAUAUACCCGUCUUCCAAAAAUCCGUCUCGGAAAAAUCUCCGCUAACAAUAAUUACUUUUCUCAAUAUGGUAUACUCGCAGUUUGAUCAGAUUAUCGAGGCCUUUGACGUUUAUAAAGUGGAAACCAUCAGCGAUUCCUACGUGAUUGCCAGUGGCCUUCCCAUACCCAACGGCAUGCAACAUGGAUACGAAACCUGCAAACUUGCUGUUGCUCUGGUGAAAGCUUCGAGCCGGUUACCAGACGUGGGAUUCACCGAAAAGACUGUGCAGUUAAGAAUCGGCAUCAAUACAGGACCUGUGGUUGCAGCUGUGAUUGGGACGCGAAUGCCACGAUACUGUUUGUUCGGUGAUACAAUGAAUACCGCAAGCCGAAUGGAAAGUAACGGAGCAGAAGGAAGAAUCCAGAUUAGUAUAGGAACAAGAACGGUGAUCGGUAACUCAAACAGUUUUCUUAUCGAGGCUCGGGAACCAAUCAACAUCAAGGGAAAAGGUUUAAUGCACACCUUUUGGGUGACGCAAAAAACCUUCGACUAAAUAUUCGCAGUGCGGAAAGCGGAGCGGAGUCCAGUCGCGAAAUGGCCCAGGAUGGCGAGAUUACUUAACUCCCGUCGCACAGGCUAAGAAAAAGCCAGUGUUCUAAGCAGACAGAUCUAAAUGCAUUCCAGGAUGUGUGUUUUUAUAUAGAUAUAUCACAGUGGCACAGCUACCUUGUAAACUGUUUUUUUACCAAUAACAGCAAGCUAUUAGAGUUCUGUGUGUGAAUGAUCAAUGGUUAAAGGAUAAUUCUAACAGUUCCAACAAUUCUCUUUCGAUGGAUUUCAUCUACAGUAGAGUCUGUGUCACUGUGUGCAACUUUUCCAAGACAGGACAUUUGUUUGCUUUUACUGUAGUCAGUAUUGCGUCGA
Messenger RNA from Paramacrobiotus metropolitanus, 3703 nucleotides. RefSeq names its product atrial natriuretic peptide receptor 1-like. Bases 177 to 3332 code for a protein of 1051 amino acids. The record is from RefSeq and is a predicted model, not a curated record. Gene Ontology annotation, molecular function: protein kinase activity; peptide receptor activity; guanylate cyclase activity. The transcript is spliced from 23 exons. Gene Ontology annotation, biological process: cGMP biosynthetic process; receptor guanylyl cyclase signaling pathway; intracellular signal transduction. Lineage: Eukaryota; Metazoa; Tardigrada; Eutardigrada; Parachela; Macrobiotidae.